GGGAGGGCUGGGGAUCAGGACCCUCUUCCUCCGCUGCUGCCAGACACAGGGCCCCAUUACAGUUCCUCUACCCCUGCAGACCGAGCUCCCUCCCUCUCACCUGCUGCCCCCUGUACUCCCCCCCCACCCGCAAAAGAGACAAAGGGAGCGGCUCCGCUGCAGCCGCUUGGAGCCCUUUUCCCCGGGGGGGGGGGCAGAAGGGUUCUUGCAGAGGCCAGGACUGGGGGGCCUCUUCCCUGGGGACUGGCUGAAUCUGUCUUCCAACUCGCCUGCUCUUCUCCCCGUUCCUUACCCCCUUUCCUCUGGGGAUCGGGCUAGGUCAAGGGUCUGUCCCCACCCCAGCUCUUCUCGCUUUGAAGGAAUUAAAAAUUAUCUUCAUUUUUGAAGCCAUUAAGCACCCGGAUUUCCUUCUCUCUCUUGGCUUGGUUUGUUCUUCUUCUUGUUUGUCAGCUAUAUUAAGAUUCUCUCCCCCCGCCCCCCAUUUCUCAAUUAGAAGCAAAGUUUUGCAGAAAAAUUAAGUGCUUAUUUGGAAAGAGAAAAAUAACUUGACAAGGAAGACUCUUUGGCCAUAUGAGACUAACUGCUGGUCAAAGAUCUUAUGGCUGCAUUGGAAGUUUCAUUUGAGAUCAAAUUAAAAAAUGGAUUUGCAAAGCCCAGUAAGUAAUGAAUCAGGGGCAGGAGCAGAAAAAGACCCCCAAAGCAUUGAGGCUGGGAGUGGCAAGGAAUUCUGGGAAAGAAUGGUGCAGAAGAUCCUGGAAGCAGAUCACACCAGCAUCGCUGUUGAAUGCCAGAGACUCAGGCAUCUCCCAUACCAGGAGGCUGAAGGACCCCGAGACAUUUGCAGCAGACUCCACGCUCGUUGCCAUCAGUGGCUGAAGCCAGAAAAGCACACCAAAGCUCAGAUGCUGGACCUAGUAAUCCUGGAGCAGUUCCUGACUGUCCUGCCCCCGGAGAUGGAGAGCUGGGUCAGAGAGUGCGGAGCGGAAACCAGUUCCCAGGCAGUGGCCCUGGCAGAAGGUUUCCUCCUGAGCCAGGCAGAAGAGAAGAGGCAGGAGGCACUGGGUAUGUUAGCCAACAUGGCCACUGAUCCCCUGCAGGCAGAGAAGGCUCCGUCAGACACGAGGCACAGUCUGCUCUUCAGGGGAAUCGUACGGGAGUUGGAGGGGGAUGGAGGAACCACCUCACUGGGCUGUGAAAUGUCCCUGAACGUUCUUUCUAGGCCUUCUCCUCUGGGUGAUGGAGAGGAAGGUGUUGCUGUGUGGUCAUCGGAUCAGGGACCCGUGUCCUUUGAGGAGGUGGCUGUGUGUUUCUCCGAGGAGGAGUGGGCUCUGCUGGAUCCAGGCCAAAGGGCUCUGCACAGGGAAGUCAUGGAGGAGACUUCUGGGCAUCUGGCCUGGCUGGGUAAUCGGAGGAAGAACAGAAAAAAUGGGGAAGCAUCAAGAAGAAAAACUGAAGAAAAAGAGAAAAAGAAUUCAGCAGCUCCUGAAGGGACCAACAUCCAUGCAGUUCCAGCUGAAGAUAAGACUAGUAACCACACUCUAAGUGGAAGCAUCUUAACUAAUAAAUCACACCUAGGUGCACAUCACAGCACCCAUACGAGAGUGAGAGCAUAUCAAUGCACAGUCUGUGGGAACGGCUUCAGGAAUUGGUUGAACUUGUACGAACAUCAAAAAACCCAUACGGAAGAGAAACUGUGCUUAGAGUGUGGAAAGAGAUUCAGUUGUGACACUGCCCUUGCUGUCCACCAGUGUGUCUUCCAAGAAGAUACAUGUUCUAGAUACAGAAAGAGCUUCAGUGGCAGAGAUGAGCUUCCUUCCCAUCAAAGUAUUGACACAAGAGAGAAACCCUAUACGUGCUCAGAGUGUGGAAAGAGCUUCAAUCGGAAGUCAAACCUUUCUGCCCAUCAAAGAAUCCACACAGGGGAGAAACCAUAUACGUGCUCAGAGUGUGGAAAGAGAUUCAGUCAGAUGUACAAGCUGUCAAUCCAUCAAAGAAUGCACACAGGGGAGAAACCGUAUACAUGCUCAGAGUGUGGGAAGAGCUUCAGUUGGAAGUCACGCCUUUCUGCCCAUCAAAGAAUCCACACAGGAGAGAAACCAUAUAUGUGUUCAGAGUGUGGAAAGAGGUUCAGCCAGAAGGCUCAGCUUAAUGGCCAUCAAAGACUCCACACAGAAGAGAAACCAUAUAUGUGCUCAGAGUGUGGGAAGUGCUUCUGUGAGAAGGGAAGUCUUUCUGCCCACCAAAGAAUCCACACAGGGGAGAAACCGUAUACGUGCUCAGAGUGUGGGAAGAGCUUCAGUUGCAAGGGUAAUCUUUCUGACCAUCAUAAAAUCCAUACAGGGGAGAAACCAUUUACGUGCUUAGAGUGUGGAAAGAGCUUCAGACGGAAGCACAAACUUUCUGUCCAUCAAAGAAUCCAUACAGGGGAGAAACCGUAUACGUGCUCAGAGUGUGGGAAGAGCUUCAGUUGCAAGGGUAAUCUUUCUGACCAUCAGAAAAUCCACACAGAGGAUAAACCAUAUACAUGCUCAGAGUGUGGAAAGAGCUUCCGACGGAAGGACAAGCUUUCUCUCCAUCAAAUAAUUCACACAGGGGAGAAACCAUGUACAUGCUCAGAAUGUGGAAAGAGUUUCAGUCAUACGGGCCAGCUCUCUGACCAUCAAAAAAUCCACACAGGGGAGAAACAAUAUACAUGCUCAGAGUGUGGAAAGAGCUUCAGUUGGAAGUCACGCCUUUCUGCCCAUCAAAGAAUCCACACAGGAGAGAAACCCUAUUCAUGCUCAGAGUGCGGGAAGAGCUUCAGUUGCAAGGGUAAUUUUUCUGUCCAUCAAAGAAUCCACACAGGGGAGAAACCGUAUAUUUGCUUGGAAUGUGGGAAGAGCUUCAGUCAGAAAUACAAGCUUUCUGUCCAUCAAAGAAUCCACACAGGGGAGAAACCAUAUACGUGCUCAGAUUGUGGAAAAAGCUUCAGGCAGAAGUACGAACUUUCUGCCCAUCAAAGAAUCCAUGCAGGAGUGUGUAGUGAGCAGACUGCCAGCACUGAUAGAGUUAACAGGAAAAGGUCCUGACCAAUCAACCAGGCUGGCAGGACUAGAGGGUAAUGGUGUGCACAAACCAGUUGGGCUGUCCUUUGCUGCACUGCCAAACCGGUUCGGAGGUCUAGCAUUUUGAUUGGUUUGGCAGCAGGGGUUAACUUUUAAGGAGCAGAGCAGGUGCUGUUACCCCACCACCACCUGCCACAUUUUCUUCGGUGGCAGUUCUGGCGGGGGAAAUGCGGGAGGAGGAGUUUAGCGGGACCCUCCCUACUCCUUAAAGAUAAGCCCCCUGCCAACAAACCAUAUGUCUGAUAGUUCGUGCACAUCCUUACUAGAAAGUUCCUGGGUAGAAGAAAAGGGAGUUGCCCAGGUGAGAGGGGAUUGAUGGAGGCUGACCACAUUCUGUCUCAGUGAAUCUGCAGAAAUUGGUGAGACAGAUUUGCAGGAGCUUGGAUCUCACCAGGGGUUUGGGGAGGUUCAAGGGGCAGAAAGCCAAGUUGUGGCUUUCGGAUGUUAGUACUGGACGAAGUAUUGUUAGUAAGACAUGCAUCAGAGGAUAUUUUACUUGUUGCUGUGCAUUUCCUAAAUAUCUGUUUCUUGUAACUGAAUAAGAAAGAACACACCACCUACGAAGAGAUCUGGGUGUUUUGAAUAUUCUUGUAACCAAGCUAAGUGUUUCUAAGUGCAACUAAAAAGUCGAAACCUAAGACCACCUGGUCUGUGGCAACUUAACAAAAGGGUUUUCUCUGUUUUUACAAACCCUCACAGUGUGUUUGAUUAAAUGUGGGUGGAAGGGGGGAGGGGAAGCCUCUCCUGCAAUCCAUUUCCAAACAGAGACACUAAGCCAGCUAUGGUUAGCUCACCAUGUGCAGGCAUACGGGUGGGGAGAGGUUGUUUUUAUCUUUGCCGGUUAGCAAGGGGAAGUCAAGUUUGAAACUGGGAUUUUUAAUCACUCCAAUUCCCGUUAAUAAAAUAUAUUAAGGAGUGAUUUGGUGGCAGCAAUUUGAA
Messenger RNA from Hemicordylus capensis (graceful crag lizard), 4043 nucleotides. Its product is annotated as zinc finger protein 345-like. Bases 639 to 3068 code for a protein of 809 amino acids. Gene Ontology annotation, biological process: regulation of transcription by RNA polymerase II. The transcript is spliced from 6 exons. Lineage: Eukaryota; Metazoa; Chordata; Lepidosauria; Squamata; Cordylidae. The record is from RefSeq and is a predicted model, not a curated record. Gene Ontology annotation, molecular function: RNA polymerase II cis-regulatory region sequence-specific DNA binding; DNA-binding transcription factor activity, RNA polymerase II-specific.